AUGCGUCAUAAAUUUAGAUAUAACAUAGUAUUGAAUGACUUGCUCCCGCACAACAAUACCAAUAUCAACAAACUCAACAAACUCAAGGGUAAUUAUGGAGAGGUUCCUUCAUUGUAUCCCAUAUCUGCGUUUGUUAUUGUACUGCCACUGCCAUGUGGAUUAGAGAACCAACCUCAAUUCGGCCCGCCUAGCGUUAUACCGAAUUUAUUUUCUCCACCGCCAAGCUCUAUUUCAAUACCACCAUCACAAUUGAACAAUUUUCCCCAUCAACCAUCACAAUUGAACAAUUUUCCCCAUCAACCAUCACAAUUGAACAACUUUCCUCUUCAACCAUCACAGUUAAACAAUUUUCCUCUUCAACCAUCACAGUUAAACGACUUUCCCCUCCAACCAAGAGUAAUACCAAUAAUUGAAAUUAACCCCGGUAGAAGUAUCCCUCAUGGAGGUUUACCCAUAGAAUCACUUUACCAGCAAUAUUAUCUGCAGCUUGGAUUUCAAAGUCCAAUUAGUCCACUACGAAGCAGUGAUGAAAAUGUCAUUGAUGAUAACGGUAUUGAUGAUAACGGUAUUGACGAUAAUAUUAUGAAGGAGGAUUACAGCAGUAGUAUUCUGGAACACUCAAUACAAUCAUCACCUAAUGCUUCAUCUUCAUCGAGCGAUAUCAUCAUCAAAAUCCAUCCCACCAACCAAAGCGAUUGA
Molecule: messenger RNA, 699 nt
Organism: Lodderomyces oxycetoniae
Lineage: Eukaryota; Fungi; Ascomycota; Pichiomycetes; Serinales; Debaryomycetaceae
Exons: 1
Coding region: 1-699 (232 amino acids)
Source: RefSeq, a predicted model, not a curated record